UAUAUCUAAUAUAAUCUGAUGGAGCCGAACGGCGUUGCUAGCUACCGUCACCGCCGGUCACCCUCUUCCGAUCGGUUCCUUGGUGUUUUCUCGCCACCUUCUUCGUCCGUCGUCAUCUCCGGUGGAUCGUCUGUGGCCGGCGAUGAUUUCAGUGAGGAUGAUGUGUUCUGGACGGGGGACUUCGCGGAACAGAAGCGCCAACCGGGAGAUCCGGUCAAGGGAAACAACUGGAACCCUAGCGCUAACCAUCAGUCGUUUCGUCACCAGGAUAAGUUUGGCAUUCUCGCCGCAUUGCCGGAAGAUAACGGCCGUAAACCUAACAAUCGCCCUGUUUUGAACCGAAGAAACCCUACCAUUUCUUCUCCGACAACCCCUGCUUCGUCGUCAUCGCGUUUAAUUCCGGGGAUUCCUAGGCCUCAUAAGCAAGAGAGAGAUUUCUCUCAGUCUAUGCCGCUGAAGUUUCAGCAAUCGGCUCCAGUGAAUGUUCCGAUGUUUGCGAGGAAGCCGAGAACCGGCGGAGAACUUGCUGAUGUUGAGAUUGGAGAAGAUGAUGAAGAAGAGAUGCUUCCUCCACAUGAGAUCGUAGCAAGAGGUUCGUCCAACUCGCCGCAUACAACCUUUUCCGUUCUCGAAGGCGCUGGAAGAACACUAAAAGGGAGGGAUCUUCGAUUAGUUCGCAAUGCGGUGUGGCGUAAAACAGGUUUCCUUGACUGAAUUUUGAUUUCUCCUAGUUUGUUACCUGCUGCCUUUGGACUGAGAAGUUGAAGUUUUUGUCUAAAAGCUUUUGCAGUCGUUAAAAUAUAAAUAGAAAGUAGAGUAAGGUGAGGCAUAUGGUUUUCUUUUUGGGUAAUCCAUCAAUGGCGAGUCUGUUUCAAUAUAGUCGGAUAUGCUAGUACUCGUCUAGUGUAAUUUAUGCUGGUUUUUUGUGCAUAAAAUUUGGCAAUUAUGCUUGCUGCAUUUCAUAUGCUUCUGGAUAAUUAUAUGAAGUUUCUAUUA
Messenger RNA from Cynara cardunculus var. scolymus (artichoke), 996 nucleotides. RefSeq lists its product as uncharacterized. NCBI's taxonomy places the organism in Eukaryota, Viridiplantae, Streptophyta, Magnoliopsida, Asterales, Asteraceae. Bases 19 to 714 code for a protein of 231 amino acids. The transcript has a single exon. The record is from RefSeq and is a predicted model, not a curated record.